AUGGCGGAUUCGACCGGACCGCCUGUGGCGAGUCUGCAGCUGGCGAAGCCUCGCAGCAUGUUCCUCUGCGGCUCGCUGCCGGUCUGGCUCGAUCGCGAGUUCACCACGCUCGAGUUCUCUCCGGGGAUAUCGAGAUCUUUCUUCCACGAUAGGACUCCCGGCAUUCCCAAGGUGAUCCCUCCCCCAGCCCGACCGUCCCUGGACACGCAUCCCCCCGCAUGGCUGCACCGAGACAACAUCCUCCUGCCAGUCGACCGUCCCUCGGACCCUCCAGGUUCCACCUGGGGGGGGUCGUAUCUGCACCACAGCGGCGCGCGCAAGUGCGAGGCGCUGGCGGUGAGGGGUCUGGCGGAGUUUGGGGAGGACGCGGUGGACGUGAUAGCGCCCGCGGACGUGCUGAAGCAGCUGUUCAAACUGCCCUUUUCCAAGGCGAGCCUCUUUGUCAGCGUGCACCGCGUUGGCCGCACGCUCGUGCUCAACCCCGGGGGGCUGGCGGAGUUUGGGGAGGACGCAGUAGACGUGAUAGCGCCCGCGGACGUGCUCAAGCAGCUGUUCAAGCUGCCGUUUUCCAAGGCCAGCCUCUUUGCCAGCGUGCACCGCGUCGGCCGCACGCUCGUGCUCAACCCCGGCUCCGAGCCUUGCUGUGUGGACUCCCACAACGUGAUUGAAGGCGUUCAAGGGGAAGUGAAAGUGGAAGUGGAAGAGGAGGAGGAGCAGGAGCAAGAGGAGGGGUAUGCGCGUUGGGAGGGCGCUGGGAAGGGCAAGCCAUGCAGCAAGCGGGAGAGAAGGCUGGAUAAUGGCAGCAACGGAGGAGCGGGGAGGCGAAUUGAAACAGGGGUAGGAGGAGGAGGAGGUGCGGGGAAGCGAAUGGAGACAGGAGGAGGGGGAGGAGGAGGAGUGGAGGCAGAGAGAGGGGCGGACAGGUUUGCCCGGGUGGUGUUCUGGCAGUUGGAGCACCUGAGGCUGUUUCUUGGCAGCGACCUGAUUCUGUUCAGCAAUGAGAAGCAUGCUGCUGUCAGCCUUCACCUCGUUGACGUGGAGCAUGAGAGCUCCCCUUUGGUGUGGCUCGAUAUAUGGCUCGAUAACCUGAUGGCGGGGGUGCCGGAAUUAGCCAUCUGCUACCAUCACAAGGGCGUCGUGCAGGGCUACGAGCUGCUGCACUGUGACGACGUGUUUCUGCUCAAGUGCCUCGCGAGAGACGGGUCGGCGUCGUUCUACCCCCACGCUGUGAGGGACAGCGCGCUCGCCAUCCUGGGGUUCCUGCAGGACAAGUGCGUGCGCAGCCCCGGCACCUACUGGCUUCGCAAGGAUGCAGGCACUGACGUGCUGCAGCUAUUCGACCUCACUCCACCGCUCCAGAACCCAUCUGCACCGCUCCGCCUCGCCCCAUCCCUCGCUACCCAUCCUUCACCCCUGGGAGAACCAUCAGGAGAGGCAGCAGGGGCAAGAGCGGGACGAGCAAGGGGGGCAGCAGUGGGGACAGCAGGGGAGGCAGCAGGGGGGCUAGCGGGGCGAGCAGGAGGGAACUCCCCGUUAUCUUCUCUCGAUCCGGCUGUAGCAGCGCACCUCUCCCUGCCCCUCGCUAUGCUGCUCUACCGCCUAGCCCUUCAUCUCUCAGACUCCCAUGUGCCUCGGGAUCGGCACAGGACAGCCCAGCUGUUUGGGUACUGCUUGCAACUGCUGCACCAGAAAGACCACCCGGGCCUUCGAGCAACAGCCCACGAGUACAUGGCGCUCUUCUUCCUGCAAAUCCCUCAGAAAGAGCUUCCAUCUCUCCUCCAACCCUCGCACCUCCACUCCCCCCUCCUGCCACAACCACGGCUUCCCCACCCUCCCUUCCUCCUCUCAUCAACUCCCCAUACCGCCCCCCCACACCCUCCCAUCCCCCCUUCCUCCCUCCUCCAUCCCUCUCUCCAACCGUCACUCCCCCAUCCCUCCUCACUCCACCUCCCCUUUCUCCAACCAGUCACGUUCUUACCCUCCCAUCUGCCACCGUCCAAUCUUUUACCCUUCUCCACCCCUUCCUCCGUAUCUCCUUCUGCUCUCACCCCAUCCUCUUGCCUCGCUAUCACUUAUCCCAAAGAUGCUGCUGCUGCUGAUCCUGCUACUCCUGCUGCUGCUGCUGAUCCUGCUACUCCUGCUGCUGCUGCUGAUCCUGCUACUCCUGCUGCUGCUGAUCCUGCUAGUGCUGAUGCUGCAGCUGCUCCUGCAGCUGUGGGCUCUCAACGUUUGGCCAUCGUCCCCACAAACAACGCACACUUAGCUGUCAUUCCAAGAGCUGACCAACCCUUGGCUGUGAUUUCCGAAGCCAAUCAGCAGCUGGCUGUAAUUCCCCAAGCCAAUCAGCAGCUGGCUGUAAUUCCCCAAGCCAAUCAGCAGCUGGCUGUGAUUCCCGUUUUUCCAACGAGCCAGCAGCUCACGAUCAGCUCGCAAGCAGCGCAUGGGUUAGGGGCAGCUGUAGCACAGAAACUGGGUGCCACUGUAGAAAAGGAAACAGGGGCAGCUGUAGCACAGGAAUCAGAAGCUUAUAAGGGGGAUGGGCACGUGGGGCGGGCUUUAAGAGCUGCUGAGCUGGCGUGUGUGGUUGUGGGGGGUUGGCCGUGGGACUUGGAGGAUCUAGGCUUGGAAGGGGAAGGGGAGGAGGGGGGAGAGGGAGGAGUGGGAGGAGAGGGAGAGGAUGGGAGGCGGGAUGAAGAGGAGGAGGGUAGGUUUCGGGGAUUGGAGGGAUGGGGGGUUGGAGGUGAGGGGAAUGGAAUGAAGACUGGUGGCGAGCAGGAAGGGGAGAGAGCGGAGAGGGGGGUGCAAGAGGUUAGGGGGGCGAGAGGUGGGAGGAAGAAAGCGAAAGGGAAAGAUAGGAAGCAGAAGAAGGGCGAAGGAGGGGCGGAAGGAGGAAAUGCUUUACAUGUAGCGAGUCAGCCCGUAAGGGAGAUGAGGGUGGAAGACAGGCUGAGGCUGUCCGAUUCUGGCUGCUCCACGUCUGACGCCCCUGUGCUUCGUGUUUACACUGCGUCACGUACAGUCACACCGCUUAAAGUCACACAAUCUCUCGGUGGGGCUAAAACGAAGGACUCUUCAAAGCCCAGCCAGUCAGCACGCAAGAAUGAGAGGCAGAGCCGUGUUUCUGAAUCUGUAAGGCCAAAAGGGGUGGGGGUGGGAGUGAGCAGAGGAGCAGCAGCAGCAGCAGCAGCAGCAGCAGGGAUGUUGGCGGGAGGGGGAGUAUCUGCAGGGUGGGAGGGUAGCAUGUGGUUGUGCAGGCGUGUGAGUGGAAGGAGCUUUUGGGGUGAGCUGUGGGAACUGGUAGGAGAUUUGUAUGUGGACCUAGAGACUAGGGUCGGAACAGGGUCGGAGCCUGAGCAAGCAGCAAGGCUCGGUGAUUCGAAGCAAGAGGCGAGACUCGGUGACCCAAAGCAAGGGGCAAGGGUUGGUGGUGCGAGGUUGGGCGAGGGGAGAAGGGAAGAAGGCAGUGUGGCUGUGCGGGCUGCAGCAGUGGCUGCAGAGGGAGAGGCAUCUGGGAGUGCAGAGCUGAGGAUAGAAGAGGAGGUGGCAAGGGAGGUGAGACGGGUGAGGAAGAAAAGGAGGCAGAGGGAGGGCAGUGGUCACGGGGCAACAGGCGAAAGGGUCGCGGCUGGGGAGGCAGCAAGGGCAGCAGCAGGGGCAGCAGAAGCAGUAGCAGCUGUAGCACAUGCUGUUUGUAGCGUGUGUGGGAGGGGUGGUUGUAGCUGCUUGAAUGAACGAGCACGACGAGACAACGGUGAAUCAGCAUCAGCAGCACCAUCAGCCCUUCCCCAAGCCGCCUGCUCUGCAACCAGCUGGAAGAGUCGUUGUUUUGGCCGACCGUUCGUGCUCGACCCGAACGCCAACUACCAAUCAGCAGCCGAGUUUUACUCCCGGGCAGCGGCUGCGUUCUCGGCCAAUCACGACGCGACAAGCAAGCAGGUGGUUAUGAGGAAACGCGGAUGGGCCUGCAACGAGCGCGGCCGGUGGCUUCUCAACUCCCCUUCCUCCUCCUCUCCCUCCUCCUCUUCCUCCUCUUCCUCUACCUCAUCUCCUCCUCCACCUCCCACACCCCCACACGCCACCAUAGCAGCAGCACGGGCAGCGCUGGUGGCGGCAGCAGAGGCAUUCUGGGAAGCGGGAGAUGCUCCCAAUGCUGCUCUUGUGCUCUGCAAUCUAGGCCAUGGGGAACGGGCAGAUGCUGAGGUGAUUGCUGCUCCUCUUCUCAUGCUCUCUGAGCAAGCAGGUGCUUCUGGCGUGGGCUUUAGUAAUGCUGCUUCUUCUGCUGCUGCUGCUGCUCCUGCUGCUGGGGCGCCUGUUGCUUUUGGUGCUGGGGAUGCCGCAACGAAUGUUAACGGCGGUGAAAGUGGUUCCGCUGGUGCUGGUGCUGGUGCUGGUACUGGUGCUGGUGCUGGUACUGGUGCUGGUGCUGGGUUCUCGGGCAAGUUUGAGAGAGCGAGGCAGCGGUAUAUGCGGGCGUUGGGGUGGUAUGGGGAUGCUCGCAGGGAGCUGAUGAGGAGUGUGGGGGAAAGUAAGGCCGAUGGUGCUGCUGAUGGGAGUACGGACGUAGCGGGAGGAGCAGGAGGAUCAGGGGGAGUAGGAGUAGGAGGAGGACGAGGUAAGGGUGGCGUGGGGGUUGAGAGUGAGUCAGCAGCAGCACGGGCAUAUGGGGUGGUGUGGAGCGAGGUGAACCUGCAAUUCGCCCACACUUACCUAAGAGUCGGCAUGCUUAUGGCCGCUGCGGAACGCCUGGGCCUCCCAAUGGUCCCUGCUGGGAACAGGAAAGAGAAUGCGGAUAGUUCCAGUUGGUUCGGUGGAGGGAGGGUGGAGAAUGAGAGAGGGGAUGGGGAUGGGGUGAGGGAGGAAAGCGGAGGGGGGGCAGGGGAGGGGAAUGAGUGGGAGUGGGAGGUGCGAGGGUAUGUUUCGGCGAAGGAUGCCUUGAGUAAGGCUCUGAUUCUGUAUGAGUCUCUAGGGACGAGCAGACAGCAAGAAGCUGCCUUUGCUCACUUCCAUCUUGCUGGUUACCACAGGGAUUGUGCCCUUCGUGCUGCUGCUGCUGCUGCUGCAGGAGGAUCAGCAGCAGGGGGUGUGGCGGAUUGGCAGCAGCAGCAGAAGCGCCUGGCAGCGUUAGCAGAGGUGCACUGGCACAAGGCAGUGUGCUUCUAUCGAGCGGAAGCACAUCCGGACAUGUUUGUGACUAUAUGCAUGGAGAGGGCGGGGCUAGCGUCUGGUCUGGGCGGGCAGAAGCAGCAGCAGUGGCAGAGUCACCUCGCGGCUCUGAGACACCUCAUGGCAGUGCAGGCCGCGCUAUCACCACCCCCAGGCCCCUCUCCCUCCCCAGUUCCCGAUUCCAAAACCACGGAGCACUCAAAGCAAGCUCACGACAAGGCGUCCCCUCUCUACAGUCACACGGCUGAGAGGCUGUGCCAUCUCGUACAGUCACACCUGAAGGCCUUGCUGGGCCUUGCUCUGGCAUCUUCCGGCUCAUCCCUCGGUGGGAGGAAGGCGGGUGAAGGUACAAGUGCAGCAGGCUUAGGGGUUGGGAGAGGUGGAGAGGAGUUGGUGGGAGUGCUUCGAGAGGCUUACAGGUGCUCUUUGAAGCUGGACAAGUGUGCAUUGAACCUGCAUUCGAUAUCUGUAUUGGUUGCUCGUUUGCAGUAA
Messenger RNA from Closterium sp. NIES-65, 5655 nucleotides. Lineage: Eukaryota; Viridiplantae; Streptophyta; Zygnematophyceae; Desmidiales; Closteriaceae. The record is from the annotation of a GenBank genome assembly.